Messenger RNA from Vombatus ursinus (common wombat), 909 nucleotides. It is a transcript of the gene APOC2, whose product is annotated as apolipoprotein C2. The record is from RefSeq and is a predicted model, not a curated record. Gene Ontology annotation, biological process: chylomicron remnant clearance; negative regulation of very-low-density lipoprotein particle clearance; positive regulation of phospholipase activity. The transcript is spliced from 3 exons. Bases 505 to 807 code for a protein of 100 amino acids. NCBI's taxonomy places the organism in Eukaryota, Metazoa, Chordata, Mammalia, Diprotodontia, Vombatidae. Gene Ontology annotation, molecular function: lipid binding; phospholipase binding; lipoprotein lipase activator activity. Gene Ontology annotation, cellular component: low-density lipoprotein particle; intermediate-density lipoprotein particle; spherical high-density lipoprotein particle.
UAGUUUUACAGAUGAGGACUAGAGAGAGAAACUGAUUCACUCUGGCCAGAAACUUUGGAUAGUCAAUUAAUUGGGCCUAGAGCCACAGUCAGAACAAAGAAUGUCCCAGCCACAAGUGACUUUAAGGGAUAAUCAAAUCUAAUUCCCUCUUUUUAGUGUAGGGAGAAAUUAAGGCCCGUAGAGAAAAGGGAUUUAGCCAAUGCCUGGAGGCAAGAAAAGAACUCGCUCUCUCUAAAUGAAGGCCUCUGGUCUUUGCAACCAACCAGAAGCCAAGGAAAAGAUUAAGGAGAGCAGGGACCUGAGGGGAAAGGAAGAGAAAGGGAAUGGCCGGAGGACUCUAGGGAUAGGGAGGAGAGGGAGGCAGAAGGGACUCAGGGGAGAUAUAGGGAACAGGAGGGGAGAACGAUCCUUUGGGAGUGAAACGAUCUCAGGCAGCUGAACAGGGGUCUCCCUCCUCCUCCAACCUCUGAUUUGGUCCCGACGCCCCCAGUUUUCCCUGCCAUCAUGAGUACCAGGACCCGCCCCACCUUUACCUUCUUGCUGCUGCUGCUGGCGCUGGCCUCAGCAGCCCAGGCUGCCCGGCCCCGAUUUCGACGAGAGGAGAGCCCUGGCCUGCUGAGCAAGGUCCAGAGCCAUAUCAUUGACUACUGGGAGUCUGCCAAAGCGAAGGCCCACGAACUCUACGAGAAAGUCCCCAGACUUGACGAGAACAUCAGGCACGUCUAUGACAAGGGCUCAGAGGCCAUGACCACGUACACUGGGAUUCUGACAGAUCAGAUCCUUCACAUGCUAAAAGGGGAACAAUGAGCUAAUGAAUGCUGGCUCCCCCUUAUCUCCAACCCAGGCAGGUCCAGCCUGAGGCAUCACUCCCAGACUCCCCUCUAAUAAAACUGUAUAAAAGAGACCAAA